Messenger RNA from Drosophila nasuta, 1324 nucleotides. RefSeq names its product Cyclin-dependent kinase 7 (gene Cdk7). The coding region runs from base 134 to 1201 and encodes 355 amino acids. Gene Ontology annotation, cellular component: transcription factor TFIIH holo complex; nucleus; cytoplasm. The record is from RefSeq and is a predicted model, not a curated record. NCBI's taxonomy places the organism in Eukaryota, Metazoa, Arthropoda, Insecta, Diptera, Drosophilidae. The transcript is spliced from 2 exons. Gene Ontology annotation, molecular function: cyclin-dependent protein serine/threonine kinase activity; ATP binding; RNA polymerase II CTD heptapeptide repeat kinase activity. Gene Ontology annotation, biological process: protein phosphorylation; positive regulation of transcription by RNA polymerase II.
AUUGUCGCACAUAUGCCGCUGAAGCCGCUUGCGUUGCCAUUGCGCGCUUUGUGUUGUGUCUUCGUGUGUUUAUUAUUGUUUGAUUAUUGCAAACUACUGUAAAUUGUUUGUGAAGUAAUGCCAAACUGCACACAUGUUGCCGCUAGGAGAUGACAAAAAGGACCGCUAUGCGAAACUAUCGUUUCUCGGCGAGGGUCAGUUUGCCAUUGUGUACAAGGCACGCGACGUUGUGACCAGCCAAAUUGUGGCCGUGAAGAAGAUCAAGAAGGGCAGUCGCGACGAGGCACGCGAUGGCAUCAAUCGAACAGCGUUGCGUGAAAUCAAAAUUCUGCAAGAGCUGCAGCAUGAGAACAUCAUCGGAUUGGUCGAUGUCUUUGGCCAGUUAUCGAACAUAUCGCUGGUGUUCGAUUUCAUGGACACCGAUCUCGAGGUGAUCAUCAAGGACACCAAAAUCAUCUUGACCCAGGCGAACAUCAAGGCAUACGCAAUAAUGACGCUACGCGGUUUAGAAUAUUUGCACGUCAACUGGAUAUUGCAUCGUGAUCUCAAGCCCAACAAUUUGCUGGUGAAUAGCGAUGGUGUGCUGAAGAUUGGUGAUUUUGGUUUGGCAAAAAGUUUCGGUUCACCGAAUCGCAUCUACACCCAUCAUGUGGUCACACGUUGGUAUCGAUCACCCGAGUUGCUCUUUGGUGCCCGCCAAUAUGGUGUCGGUGUCGAUAUGUGGGCCGUGGGCUGCAUUCUCGCCGAGCUGAUGUUGCGUGUACCCUUUCUGCCCGGCGACUCGGAUCUGGAUCAGUUGACGCGCAUCUUCAGUGUGCUUGGCACACCCACCGAGGCGGAAUGGCCGCAUCUCAGCAAGCUGCACGAUUAUCUCCUGUUUCGCCAUUUCACCGGGACACCGUUGCAAAACAUUUUCACAGCCGCUGGCAAUGAUAUGAUCACGCUAAUGCGCCGCCUGUUUGCCAUGAAUCCCCUAAAGCGUUGCUCGUGCCGCGAGGCAUUAAGUAUGCCGUAUUUUCACAAUAAACCAGCGCCCACAGUGGGUCCCAAGCUGCCGAUGCCAUCGGCCAUAUUGGCGGCCAAGGAAGGUGCUGCGAAUGCAGCGAAUCCGGCACAGGAGAAGCCGGGACUCAAGCGCAAGCUGGUCGAGACAACGGUGCGUGGCAAUUUCUUGCCGCAAAAGAAGAAGCUGUUAUUCUAAAAACCAAAACAAAAACACAAACACAUUUACCAUUACCACAUUGUCAUUACAUAUAAUUUGCACGUUGAGUUCAUUUAACUAAGUUGUAAAAUGCCACACAGAAUAAACUAAGCGAGAAUGGAA